UGACCGCGGAGACUUCCAGUCCGUUCCGUUUAGCGUUCCUGAAUGAGGGCAGGGGUGGACAGCGUCCGGACCAGGUGACAGGCUGAGAUGGAGGAUCUGACCAGGCUUCGUGAGCCCACCUUCACCAGGACCGAGUGACCAGGCGCUGGGAGAUGAUGGCAGCCUCCAGUAACUCCAGUCUCUCCGGUUCCUCGGUUUCCUCCGAUCUGGAGGACUACCAGCCCCCGAUAUGGAAAUCCUACUUGUAUCAGCUACAGCAGGAGGCACCGAAACCGAAGAGAAUAACGUGUCCACAAGAGAUCAAAAGCCGGCCGAAGUAUUACGGCCGAGAGUUCCAUGGGUUGAUCUCCAGAGAGCAGGCGGAUGAGCUGCUGGAUGGAGCGGAGGGAGCGUACCUGAUCAGAGAGAGCCAACGGCAGCCUGGCACCUUCACACUCGCUCUGAGGUUCGGAUGCCAGACGUUGAACUACAGGCUCUUUUACGACGGGAAGCACUUCGUGUGUGAGAAGCGCUUCGAGUCGGUGCACGACCUGGUGACCGACGCCCUCAUCACCCUGUACGUGGAGGGCAAAGCCGCCGAGUACAUCGCCAAGAUGACCGCCAACCCCAUCUACCAGCACCUGGGGUACACGGCCUUACUGAGGGACAAGAUGAGCCAGAGACUGAGCCGGGCGCGCUCCGAAACCAGACGGGUCGCCUUCCAGCGGGAGGACAAGAUUUCCACCUCGCCGCUGGGAAGACGGGAGACGCAGAAGGACGGCCGGGAGAAGCAGUGCAGCUACGAGAAGGUCCACAACUUUAAGGUCCACACCUUCAGAGGGCCACACUGGUGUGAAUACUGCGCCAACUUCAUGUGGGGUCUCAUCGCCCAGGGCGUUCGCUGCUCAGACUGUGGCCUGAACGUCCAUAAACAGUGUUCCAAACUGGUGCCCAGCGACUGCCAGCCGGACCUGCGGCGCAUCAAGAAGGUCUUCAGCUGCGACCUCACCACGCUGGUUAAAGCUCACAACACGCAGCGGCCCAUGGUGGUGGACAUGUGCAUCCGGGAGAUCGAGCACAGAGGUCUGAGUUCUGAGGGACUCUACAGAGUGUCCGGUUUCACCGAACACAUAGAGGACGUGAGACUGGCCUUCGACAGAGAGGGUGAGAAGGCCGACAUCAGCGCCGGUGCGUAUUCAGACAUCAAUACCAUCACAGGAGCUCUGAAGCUGUACCUGAGGGACCUGCCCAUCCCCAUCAUCACCUACGACGUCUACUCCAGAUUCAUCCAGGCCGCCAAACAAACUGACCCCGACACCAGACUGGAAGCGAUCCACGACGGCCUGCUCCAGCUUCCUCCGGCCCACUACGAGACUCUGCGCUACCUGAUGACCCACCUGAAGAGAGUCACCAUGUAUGAAAAAGAAAACCUGAUGAACUCGGAGAACCUGGGCAUCAUCUUCGGACCGACGCUCAUGCAGCCGCCGGAUCAGAACACGUUGGCCACCCUCAACGACAUGAGGUACCAGAAGGUCAUCGUCCAGCACCUGAUCGAGCACGAGGACAUCCUGUUCUAAACCCACAGACUUUACACACGUGGGAGAUGUUUUGGAACAUGAAGAAGCUGGAAAUUCUGUUGGCGGACUUGUGAAAACCGAGUGGAUGAACUGGUUAGACUGGUGAAUGGAAGCAAAAUCAACUUCUACUGUAGAACCUGCCUCUGAGACCUGAUCCACGCUCCUGAUACCUGAUCCACGCU
Molecule: messenger RNA, 1738 nt
Organism: Trichomycterus rosablanca
Lineage: Eukaryota; Metazoa; Chordata; Actinopteri; Siluriformes; Trichomycteridae
Gene: chn2
Product: chimerin 2
Exons: 13
Coding region: 153-1556 (467 amino acids)
Biological process (GO): signal transduction; positive regulation of GTPase activity; regulation of small GTPase mediated signal transduction
Molecular function (GO): GTPase activator activity
Source: RefSeq, a predicted model, not a curated record